UUCUCUGUAGAUGUUAAUACCUUUUUUCUGCAGUGUGGCUCUUCAAAUAUGUUAAGUAACAUAAAUGGCAGUAGACAGGGAAAAAUGUUUUUCUGCAUUGACAUUUUUGGCAACAAAUCCUCUUCUCAGGAAUUUCAUUGUUCGCAAGGGGGGGAAAUGAAUCUACAAAGAAGCUCAGCUAGUCGUAAUAAGAUGAUUAUUACACAUCUUUAUAUCCCACUUGAUAGUUGGUAUAUCUUAAUUCUUUCUUUAAAACUGUGAAAAAGAAAAUCAGACCAAAUAAUCUGUCAUUUGUGGGUUUGGUAUCUAAGCAUAAAAUGCGUUUAGGCGCUUGGUGUCAUAGCAUAAAGUGCAGGGAAGAUUUCGUUCUUAAAUACAUGACUCCUUCGUGGCUCUUGCAAAUGCGAACGUCACUUCUUCAAAUCUCUAAUAAUGUUUUGAGGCACAAAAAGCUGCUAACAGUCAUUUUUGACAUCUGUGACUUAGUUUAGUAAGGGAGUACUAGUUAAUAUAGUGUGUAUCACUGGAAUUAAUAUACAGGAACUGCCUAAGUAGCUCCUUCAUUGUGUGAUGUUUCUUAGUCACAGCUCUCUGUACAUUGGUCUAAUCACUACUGUAGAUUCCCAGCAUCAUUUAUUAUUUGAUUAAUAUGUAAUUUCUUUCUCAGAUUCAUCAGUAAUAUCAUCACAACACCCAGACUCUUGUAUUCCACUUCCUUCCUUUCCUCACCAAUGCACAGCAACUAAUUUCUUUCAUUUUUGGCACAUCAUAGUUUAAUAUUUACCCGUGGUAGCUUGGUACCAAAGGAACAAUUAUUUCCUAAUCACUUGCCUUCGGGGGGUUCUCCACUUGUGUCUGGGGAGAAAGGGCAGUUUGGGAGCGUGUCUGUGUUUCCUUUGUAAGGACAGCCCUGUUGUUAGGGCAGGGCACUGUGUGUUGAAUUCUAAUGCCUCGGUGCAAGAGCCAGCCUGUUUGGAAGGGGCAGCGUGGGAGGUGUUGGCUGCGAGCAGCAGAGUCCCAGCCUGGGGCUCCCUGGGAGUGAGGAGCUCUGGCUGCUGUCCGGACCAUGCCCAUGGGGAACGCAGCCGUCCAGCGCCGGAGCCAGGGUGAUACACCUCAUCCCCCCGGUACCCACCGGCCUGCUUUGCUUAGCAGCCAGGGAGUUCAGGUUUGCUGGUCCUCUGAUACAUUUCAGAAUGCCGCUGGUAAAAAGGAACAUAGACCCCAGGCACUUGUGCCACACAGCUCUGCCCCGAGGUAUCAAGAAUGAGUUGGAAUGUGUCACCAAUAUUUCCUUGGCAAAUAUAAUCAGACAGCUGAGUAGCCUAAGUAAAUAUGCUGAAGAUAUAUUUGGUGAACUUUUCAAUGAAGCACACAGUUUCUCAUUUAGAGUCAACUCCUUACAAGAACGUGUAGAUCGCCUGUCUGUCAGUGUUACACAACUCGAUCCAAAGGAAGAGGAAUUGUCACUGCAGGACAUUACAAUGAGAAAAGCUUUCCGGAGUUCCACGAUUCAAGACCAACAGCUGUUUGACCGUAAAACUCUGCCAAUUCCUUUGCAAGAAACUUACGACAUUUGUGAACAGCCUCCUCCACUUAACAUUCUCACCCCUUACAGGGAUGAUGGAAAAGAGGGUUUGAAGUUCUAUACCAAUCCUUCAUAUUUCUUUGAUCUGUGGAAGGAAAAAAUGUUGCAGGACACAGAGGACAAAAGAAAAGAAAAGAGGAAGCAGAAGCAGAAAAAUCUAGAUCGCCCUCACGAACCAGAGAAAGUGCCAAGGGCACCUCAUGACAGACGGAGAGAGUGGCAGAAGUUAGCCCAAGGUCCAGAGCUCGCAGAAGACGAUGCUAAUCUCUUACAUAAGCACAUUGAAGUUGCUAAUGGCCCAGCUUCACAUUUUGAAUCAAGAUCUCAAGCAUACGUGGACCACAUCGACGGAUCGUAUUCCCUUUCCGCCUUGCCCUACAGCCAGAUGUCUGAGCUCCUGAGCAGAGCCGAGGAGCGCGUGCUGGUCAGGCCCCACGAGCCGCCGCCGCCUCCCCCCAUGCACGGAGCCGCCGAAGUGAAGCCUGUGCCUCCCUGCGUUAGUUCUACUCCUGGCUUGGUAGAAAAUCGUCCUCAGUCACCAGCAACAGGCAGAACACCGGUGUUUGUGAGCCCCACUCCUCCUCCUCCACCACCACCACCUCUUCCAUCUGCUUUGUCGACUUCAUCACUAAGAGCUGCAAUGACUUCCACCCCUCCGCCCCCAGUCCCACCCCCACCGCCCCCUCCCACAGCUGCUCUGCAGGCCCCAGCUGUGCCACCUCCGCCAGCUCCUCUCCAGAUAGCUCCUGGCGUUCUUCAUCCAGCUCCGCCUCCAGUUGCUCCUCCCCUCGCACAACCCUCUCCCCCUGUCACCAGAGCCGCCCAAGUGUGCGAAGCUCUACCUGUUCACCCAGUUCCUCCACAAGCUGAAGUACAGGGACUUCCUCCGCCACCCCCACCUCCUCCCCUGCCACCUCCUGGCAUUCGACCCUCCUCCCCUGUCACAGUUGCAAACCUUUCUCACCCUCCUCCUGUUCUGCACCCUCCUCCCACAACCAUUGUCCCUGGCCCUCAUGCACCCAUAAUGCCUCCAUCUCCACCAUCCCAAGUGAUUCCUGCUCCUGAGCCCAAACGCCAUCCUUCAACUCUUCCUGUGAUCAGUGAUGCUAGAAGCGUUCUGCUGGAAGCAAUACGGAAAGGUAUUCAGCUCCGCAAAGUCGAAGAGCAGCGGGAACAAGAAGCUAAGCACGAGCGCAUUGAGAAUGAUGUUGCCACCAUCCUCUCCCGUCGCAUUGCUGUGGAAUACAGUGAUUCAGAAGAUGAUUCAGAAUUUGAUGAAGUAGACUGGCUAGAGUAAAAUUAUUACAUUGCUGUACACUGCAAAAUCGAAUGCUAAUGUCCAUUGUGGUGCUUGUUCUUUGGAAGUUUGAUAGUCAUUUCUAGUGUUUUUUGUAUUCUUUUCUUAACAUAAUUAAUCCAUGUUUUUCUACUUUUCAGUUUACAAAGAGCUCCUAGUGCAUCUUCAAAACUAAAUGUUUUACAGUGGCUUUUCUUACACAUCUCUUUUGAAAGAACAUUCUUUGUUCCAAUAGACCACUAAGUAUUAAGCAUGGGCAGCUGUUGGUAGAGUAGCAGUUUCAAUUUUUUGGCAUAUCUUAACUGUGCACUUUGUGAAUUUUAAGUUGAUGAAGGCAACUGAGAUUGACAUUCCAAGGGCAGCUGUAUGUACUAAUGAGCCUUAUUCCACUUCUGAUAGUGUUUUAAAACAUUAAACCUAGCUAUCAAGAUAUCACUGCCUCGAUCACACCUGUACACUAAAAGUACAUAUAGUUAGCAGCACUGAACACACUGAAAAGCAAAUGGAUCUUUGGGGGGGUUUAUUAUUGUUUUAUUGUUGUUUUUAAAUAAUUAUGGCCUUAUUUGAAUGUUUAGAGAUUCCCCUUCCCUUCUUCCCUCCCAGGUACAUAUUGUGUGGUACUAUUUUUGCCUGCAUAAUAAAAGUUUAAAGUUUUUUUUUUUUCCUUGUGAAAUCUUUUGACUUAAACAUGCUGUGUAACUUAUGUAACUGUUAAAAUAACAGUUUGAUUUAAUAAAUGGUUCAUUUUAAAUGUU
Molecule: messenger RNA, 3640 nt
Organism: Motacilla alba alba
Lineage: Eukaryota; Metazoa; Chordata; Aves; Passeriformes; Motacillidae
Gene: WASF1
Product: WASP family member 1
Exons: 9
Coding region: 1197-2885 (562 amino acids)
Biological process (GO): actin cytoskeleton organization; positive regulation of Arp2/3 complex-mediated actin nucleation
Cellular component (GO): lamellipodium; cytoskeleton; SCAR complex
Molecular function (GO): Arp2/3 complex binding; actin binding; protein kinase A regulatory subunit binding
Source: RefSeq, a predicted model, not a curated record